AAAACUAUGGUUGCGUCACGAGUCGUCUCUGUGUGUAAUUAAAACCAUAUUGAGAAAUAUGCAGGAAGAGAGCGCAGACUCGCUGUUCGAGCGGUUUCAAAGGUCCUGUUCUGGCGAUAGAUCCUCGGUCAUCUGUGGAAAGUUGUAGCCCAUUAAGAAAGGUUGAAAUAAUACCAGUCUAUACCAGUAUAAACCACAAUGGCCGGUUUGAAGUACAUGAGUGGUUUUGGCAAUGAGUUUGCCUCUGAGGACCCUCGUUGUCCAGGAUCUUUACCUGACGGACAGAACAAUCCACAAGUAUGUCCAUAUGGCCUAUAUGCUGAGCAACUGUCUGGGUCUGCCUUCACUUGCCCACGAUCUACCAAUAAGAGAAGCUGGCUGUAUCGCAUUUUACCUUCUGUGCGUCACAAGCCCUUCACUGCAGUGAGCUGUGGAAAUCUUACAGAGAACUGGAAUGAAGUGGAACCUGAUCCCAACCAGCUUCGAUGGAGGCCGUUUAACAUCCCCAAAACCUCAGAGAAAAAAGUGGAGUUCACAUCGGGUCUUCAAACGAUCUGUGGAGCGGGAGAUUCUAAAUCUCGUAAUGGAAUCGCCAUCCACAUCUACACCUGUAACACUUCAAUGACUGACAAAUGUUUCCAAAACUCAGAUGGGGAUUACCUCAUUGUGCCUCAACAAGGUGAAAUCCUGAUUACUACAGAAUUUGGGAAGAUGAUGGUGGAGCCCAGUGAGAUCUGUGUCAUUCAGCAAGGGAUGCGUUUUAGUGUGGAUGUCUUUGGAGAAACCAGGGGAUACAUCCUGGAGGUGUUUGGGGCCCAUUUUGAGCUGCCUGACUUGGGCCCAAUUGGGGCCAAUGGACUUGCUAACCCCAGGGACUUCCAAACUCCUGUGGCUUGGUAUGAAGACCGCACUGUCGCCACUGGUUAUACUAUUGUAAAUAAGUACCAAGGAAAGUUCUUCUCCUGUCAACAGGAUUUUUCGCCAUUUAACGUGGUGGCAUGGCACGGAAACUACACACCCUACAAAUACAACCUGGAGAACUUCAUGGUCAUCAACUGUGUGGCAUUUGAUCAUGCAGAUCCAUCAAUUUUCACUGUAUUAACAGCCAAGUCCACACAUCCAGGUGUGGCCAUUGCAGAUUUUGUGAUCUUUCCUCCUCGCUGGGGUGUAGCUGACGGUACCUUUCGGCCCCCUUACUAUCACAGGAACUGCAUGAGUGAGUUCAUGGGUUUGAUCAAGGGCCACUAUGAAGCAAAAGAAGAGGGCUUCCAGCCUGGAGGAGCCAGUCUCCACAGCAUGAUGACUCCACACGGCCCUGAUGCCGACUGUUUUGAGAAGAACAGCACAGCCAUUCUAAAACCAGAGAGAGUUGCUGAGGGCACUAUGGCAUUCAUGUUUGAGUCAUCCUUCAGCAUGGCAGUGACUAAGUGGGGGCUUGACACCUGUCAUCGCCUGGACAAGAAUUACUAUAAAUGCUGGGAGCCAUUAAAAAGUCACUUCAACCCUUCCUGGAAACCAAGCAGCAAAUAGAAUGGGAAAUAUACAUGUAUAAACCUCGCUUUCAGAAGAUGAUGCAGUUAUCUUUCCAUAUAUGAGGAUCAGUCAUUCACAGCAGUCUCAUCUCUUGAUACUGAAGCAAUUUGGAAAUGUUUAGUUAACCAGAGAUGUUCUGUGGUGGUGUCAUGACUAAACAUGCUUUUGGAGUGUAACCAAUAAAAUGACAUAAAAAAACAUUGUGAUUGCUUACUAG
Molecule: messenger RNA, 1750 nt
Organism: Myxocyprinus asiaticus (Chinese sucker)
Lineage: Eukaryota; Metazoa; Chordata; Actinopteri; Cypriniformes; Catostomidae
Product: homogentisate 1,2-dioxygenase-like
Exons: 14
Coding region: 199-1530 (443 amino acids)
Biological process (GO): L-phenylalanine catabolic process
Cellular component (GO): cytoplasm
Molecular function (GO): homogentisate 1,2-dioxygenase activity
Source: RefSeq, a predicted model, not a curated record